Messenger RNA from Naegleria fowleri, 1038 nucleotides. RefSeq lists its product as uncharacterized. Bases 1 to 1038 code for a protein of 345 amino acids. Lineage: Eukaryota; Heterolobosea; Eutetramitea; Acrasida; Naegleriidae. The transcript has a single exon. The record is from RefSeq and is a predicted model, not a curated record.
AUGAAUCAAAAAUUGACUGAUGAGAGAGAGAGAAUCAUCAAAGUAUUGAACGAACACUUGUAUCAGACAAAGCUUUUGCAAUUUUUACCGCUAUAUUCUCCGCAUCUCACGGAUGAAACCAAACAACUACUUCCCGAAACGUCGCAUAGGUUAUUACAGGAUUUGUUCGAGCAGGAAGGUGUCUUGGAGAGUAAAAUUAAGGAAUACUUGCAUACCGAUAUUCCGGAAUGGUCGACCAAGAUCAAAAAAACCUUCAUGCAACUAUGUAAAGUUUUGAGCCAGAACCAUUUUUCUGUGGAUCAAGCAAAUCCAACAAAACAGGAUGAAGGUUUAGAGCGUUUUGUAUAUAUCAUGAAAGAAAUGGUCAAUAUUUACUCUGACAAGCUUCAUACGACCAAGGAAGAGGAGCAAGUAAUGAAUGAUCAAAAGAAUGAGAAGGCAGCAAGGGAGAAAAAAUCCAACGCUGACCUCAAAGCAUUGCAGAGAGAAUUGGCUGGGGUGCGAAGCUCAAGAGAAAAAGAGGUGUCAGCGAGAGAGGAGACUCUGAAAAAACUUGAGGAGGAGCUUGUCGCCUUGAAAAUGUCGACCAACUCGCAACGAGAGGAGUUUGAGUCUGUUUUGAAAAAUAGGGAAGACCUUGCAGAGAGUAAAUUUAAAAAGUUUGAAGAAAUGCUGAAAGAUCAAAUCAAACAAUGUGAAAUACUGCUGUCAGAAUUGAAAUUGGAUCACCACAAGGAAGAAAAUGACAUGAAACUCGAUCGAUUGACCUCAGAACAACAGGUCUAUGACUUUGUGACCAAAUAUGACAAUUUUAUGAGUGAGCAUACUGUCAAGUACAACACUUUGGUUCAAGAUUACAAUAGAGACCAGAAACGAGUUGUAUUCUUGGAAAAUGCUAUUGCUGUCAUGGAAGAGGAGAAGAGAAACGUAAUGAAGAGCGAGAAAGAAAGAGAAAAGAAAAAGAAAGAGUGGAACGAUUCAAAGUGCACACUCGAUACCAACGUCUUUGGCGAAGAGCUUAUCGUUUGGUCUUUUUAA